Molecule: messenger RNA, 807 nt
Organism: Mytilus trossulus (common blue mussel)
Lineage: Eukaryota; Metazoa; Mollusca; Bivalvia; Mytilida; Mytilidae
Exons: 2
Coding region: 1-807 (268 amino acids)
Biological process (GO): double-strand break repair via homologous recombination
Cellular component (GO): cytoplasm; chromosome; nucleus
Molecular function (GO): 3'-5' DNA helicase activity; four-way junction helicase activity
Source: RefSeq, a predicted model, not a curated record
AUGUCUGUCCAAAAUGACUUGUACAACCUACUAGCUUUGGAUGAAGAAAAUACUAGAGUAGUUGCUAAACUUCCUGAUAGACCUAAUGUAUUUAUACAUGUUGAACAGCAACCCUGUAGUCAAAACCAUGAAAUACAAUUGCAGUGGAUAAUCAAUAUGGUGUCUGAAUUACAGUCAACAACUCCUAAGACAAUUGUGUAUUGUCAAAAUCUCAGACAAUGUGAAACUCUGUAUAUAUGGCUUAUGGAAGAACUAGAAAGUUUAGCAUACUUAAAUGGUGUGGUUAACAUAAAAAACCGAAUGAUAGAAAUGUAUCAUAGCAGAACAGAUGAAAGUAGUAUGCACAGAAUACUAAGUGACUUUAAAAAUUCUGAAAGCACAAUAAAAAUAAUCUUUGCUACAGUAGCUUUUGGGUUAGGGAUUGAUAUACCAAACAUCAGUAUUGUUGUCUGUUGGGGUGUCUCAUCUUCAGCUAUGACAUUUUGGCAAGAACUAGGCCGGUGCGCUAGGAAUGGAUCUGAUGGUUAUACCUAUACUUAUCCUUAUGCAAGAAGUUUGUCACUAUGCUCUGACAAAAAAAUGAAAGACCUAAUUAAAGAAAAGGGAUGCCUUCGCAAUCAUAUUUUGAGCCUUUUUAUCUUGGAUGGCAUGGAUGAAGACCUCCCAACAUCUUCUGCAUGUGAUGUGAAUGAAUGUGAUGUAUGUAAAUGUCAGAUGUGUAGAUGCUGUAGUAACUGCAAAAUGAAAUGCUGUUGUAAAGGAAAAGAUUUAGUUAAUCACUUAACAAAAUACCACACAACAUCUUAA